Molecule: messenger RNA, 1494 nt
Organism: Funneliformis geosporum
Lineage: Eukaryota; Fungi; Glomeromycota; Glomeromycetes; Glomerales; Glomeraceae
Source: the annotation of a GenBank genome assembly
AUGUCUACAUAUUCUACAAAUUAUAAUUGUCCUGAAUGUAAAAAGUUAAACAUUAAAAUCGAAGAAGAUGAUAGAAUCAUUACAAGCUUAAGAAAAAAAGUUAUUGGUCUGCAAGAUGACUUAUUAUUUGCCCAAAAAGAAAUAAUUGAACUAAAACAUGAAUUAAAUAAUUCUCGAAAGAGUAAUUUUGUCACUCAAUCAGAUGAUGAUAAUCAUGAAAACCUAAGAACGUACUUUUCAACCAAACAACAAAAAAAUACAGUCAAUAGUGACCGAUUAAAGUUAUUUUUUGGAAAUGUUGUAAGACCGAUAACGAAGAAUAUUCUUAUAAAUCAUGUUGAAAAUGCCUUUGGACGUGUAGUAGAUUAUUAUAAAGACCAGAAUUCGCCAUAUGCUUUUAUUUAUUUUUCCGAUGAAGAUGGAUAUCAUGCCGCGCUUAAUCAAGGAAGUAUUUUAGUAGAAGGAAUUACCGUUCUUACAACUAAUGCGCAGUUAAAAGGAAAAUGGCCGGAAGUUGAUAAACCUCCACCAGUUGAUGCAACUUGGACUUCAUUAGUUGAUAUGUCAAAAGUUCCAAAAGCUCCGUUAUCGAAAGGCGAAAAUGAUUGUCCCGCAAAUGAUGAAUUUUGUAAAUGGAGUUGUACUCAAUGCACUCGUAAUGAUUCCGAUAUAGUCGUCUGUCCCAAUACAUCAGCGUUUACAGAUACUUUAUUAGAUUAUUUAGCAACAAAAGAUGUUAAAUUAACAUUUUUCGUUAUCGGCUCACGCGUAAUAGAAAACCCACAAAUCUUGCAAAAAGCAUUCAAUGCUGGACAUCUAAUUGGGGUACACACUUGGUCUCAUUCACAUCUUACCCAACAAUCCAAUGAGGAAAUCAUAGCAGAAAUCAAAUGGACGGAAGAAGCGAUAAAACAAGCCGUGGGUGUUACACCAAAAUAUAUGCGACCACCUUUCGGAGACUGUGAUGAUCGAGUUAGAGGAAUCUUAACUCAACUAGGCUAUAAAAUUGUUAUGUGGGAUAAAGAUACGAAUGAUUACUUGACAGGGGAAGAUAAGAAUUUUAAAGCAGAAUGGAUCGAAGGAAAUUUUACUCAAUGGGUUAAAGAACCUUCUACAACUGGACAUAUAUCAUUAGAACAUGAUUUAUAUCAACCAAGCGCUGCUAGAGCUUCAUAUGUUGUACCGAUUGUACAAGGUGCGGGAUUUCUCAUUAAACCCGUUUCUGUUUGUGUUGAUGAUCCAAAACCCUACGUUGAAGAUGUUAGUUUGACACCUGUGGCUAAAACUCCAACGGUUGAAACUCCGACUGUUGAAACUCCAGCGGCCCAAGUCCCAAAGGAGGAUAAUCCACAAAAUGAUGUCCCAACCGAGUCACCUGUCUCACAAAACGUCGAACAACCCGCUGAUACAACUCCUUCAAUUGCUAUUUCAUUAACGAAUAAUAAUAAUUUAUUGUUAUUAAUAUUUCUAAUUGUAGGAUCUUUUGUAAUUUAA